AUGGGAGGGCUGACCGCUGGACAGACCCGGGAAGCGAUAGAGGAGUACAAUGUAUUGAUCUUAAGGGUAAUGUCUGUCCCGAAGUCAGCGACCGGUCAGUCGUUCCGCAUAUCGGAAGGCGAUUGGAUUUGUGACGACCAGAACUGCCAGAACGUGAACUUCGCCCGAAGGAUGACCUGUAAUAUCUGUGGGAAAGACAAACCAUUGGAUUCGCGUCUUCGCGACAAAGAGGCGGACAAAGCGAGCGCUGAGAAGAAGCGCAAAGUCGGUCACGAGAUCGGGAAAGUGGCCGCAGAGAAGUCGAAGGGACUCUUCUCGGCCGACGACUGGCAGUGCGGACGGUGUGGUAACGUGAAUUGGGCGCGAAGACACACGUGUAACAUGUGUUCGGCGCCGAAGUUCAGUGACAAUGAGGAGCGGACAGGACUGGGAGGCGGUUAUAACGAGCGCGAAGAAGUGGAGUACGUCGAGAGGCAGGACAGCGAUGGCGAGUACGACGACUUCGGACGCAAGAGGAAGAAGACCCGUACCAGUGAUGACCGCAACCCUAUUAGUGAUGACAAAGAGACCGAUUCGAGUCAAUGCAAAAGUGAUGUCAACUCUUGCCAUAACAACCGCGAAGACGACGCGGAGGAUGAGGAGGAAGAGGACGACGACGACGACGAGAGCGGAGACGUCUCUAAAUAUAAACUCGAGUCCGAAGAGGAGGACGAAGAAGACGAUGACGACGACGACGAAGACCUCUCUAAAUAUGAUUUGAGUGAUUGUCUCGAAGACAAGAAGUGA
Messenger RNA from Medioppia subpectinata, 786 nucleotides. The record is from the annotation of a GenBank genome assembly. NCBI's taxonomy places the organism in Eukaryota, Metazoa, Arthropoda, Arachnida, Sarcoptiformes, Oppiidae.